AGAAACUUUGAAAUUGUUCCAAAUUUAAAAAUUCUUAAAAAUUACAAACCGCAAAAGAAUACUUUAUUAAAAUAAUAUGCAUACUUUGUGAGUGCUCUGAUGUAAAAUAAAAGUUUAAAUAUGAACCUAACAAUAAAAAUAAUUACAACAAAAAUAAAUCAAAGAGCAUAUAGCCCAAUAGUAAAAUUUACAAAAUAGCAGAAUUUAUAUACAUGAAAACAUUUUCGUAAACAAAAAGACAUAAUACAAAAUUAGGGAAUUUAAUGUGCAGUUUACAAAUACAAUAAUAGCAAAAGAGUUUAAGUAAAAAUACUUAAAACCAAAAAUCCUGUAGUCACGAAUAUCGGAAAUAUACCUACAUACUUGUUGGCAAACAUCAAUAUAUAUGCACAUAUACAAGCAUACAUGUACAUAUGGAAAGGCAACGAUCUACUUACGAAUAAACUUAUAUAUGUGCACACGAAUAUAUUUGUAUAUGAACAAAAAAUAAACGUUCUUAAACUAAAAAUCUGUAACAGCAUCUACACCAAAAAAUUAUAUUAAUUACUUGUUACUACGUAAAAUACAAUAAAAAGUCAGCAUGGAAAAUAUAUAUUAGAAAUUAGUGACCCAUAAACUCAUCAACGUAUUUCGUACAAAAGAAAAAUUAUACUCACUCAAAAACAUUCAUAAAAACAGUCAUAACAAUUUGUGAAAAAUAAAAGAGGCUUAUAGCAAGCUGCUACAAAAACCAAUUUCCAAUACCACCGCCACUUUUUUGAUAUCCUGCAUACGGACAAUCAACUGAAUAAGGUCUUCAUAGCUGAGCAUAUGGCGGUAUGACGUAUGUCAAACGUAGAUAAGCAAAAUUUCAUGGUAUUAGGAAAGGGAACACAUACAAAAGAGACGAAGAGGUGAGAAAUAGCAACUGUGAUUUUGAUAACAGUGGCAGCUGGUGGUAAACAACUCUAUCACUCAAUUGACAUUAACGUCACAGUAUUCAACAUUGCUAGUGAACAGCUGAGCGUUUAUACUAUAAUAGAAACAACAGUUGCUACAACUGGACUAAUCCUAUAUUUAUAUCAAGGAAAACAAAUAUUGAAAGCUCAAGCUAACGAAAUUCCAAGAGCUUUAUGGUAAUAAAUUUAAACUUAAUAGCUUUUCCUCACGCACUCGUUACGACAGAGCUUUCAAAACUACACUUAAAGCUGUCAAUAUUGUUGUUACGAAAACCUGUUGCUCAAAUAACAAGUGAGAUAUACAUUUAAAAUUAAAUAGUCUCCAGCCAGCAGCCGUUAAAAGAAGUCGUUAAAACAUAAUAUUAAGUAUAUAAUACGUCAAGUAUAAAAUAGCAUUACACAUUUAUAUUCGUGUAAUGCCUAUCCCGGCUACCUCUUCCAAGAAAACAACCUCGCUCUACUACUAUUUCGCUCUCUACUUUUCCCACUACAAGGACUCACCGAUACCUAUAAAACAAAUUUUCAUAGGAGGUUAAUUAAACAUGUCUUAUAUACCCGAUGAUGCCAGUAGUAUGAGUGACGACGUUUUUGAAGAUCCAGAAACUACUCAGCGUCGUCUAGAGGAGACCGUACGCCAUCGUGUUGAUUUUGGUGCCAGUGGUGGAGGUAGCAGUGGUCUCGGUUCCAGUAUUGGCGGAAGCAGCAGUAAAGCAUGCAGUACCGGUUAUCCAGGCUAUCGUCCGCCCGUUAAAGCAUUGCAGAUGUAUGCACUUGAAGAUGCGGUAUUUCAUGAAGACAUUGACCAAGGCGAAUAUGAAGAUGGUUGGCGUUCGUAUCGCUACGAUGAAGUGGGCAUGUAUACUCAACCACCACAACAGCCUUUCGAUGAUACGGUAAAUCACAAGACAAUAUUGCUUGGCGAUUCUGGCGUAGGUAAAACUUCUUUCCUAGUUAAGUACAAUACGGGCGAAUUUCGUUUGGGUUCCUUUUCUGCGACAGUUGGUAUCGCAUUAACGGUGAUUAUGUUGGGUGAUUCAGGGGUCGGAAAAACAUGCGUGCUCAUUCGAUUUUAUGAUGGGAAAUAUAUGCCAAACUACUACAUAACCACAGUUGGCAUUGAUUUCCGGAAUAAGGUGGUGGUCGUAGAUGGCACGCGCGUCAAGUUGCAAAUUUGGGACACAGCUGGUCAGGAACGUUUUCGCAGUGUCACACAUGCCUAUUAUCGAGAUGCACAUGCACUUCUUUUAUUAUAUGACGUCACCAAUAAAACCACCUAUGACAACAUUCGCGCAUGGCUCGGUGAGAUAAGGGAAUAUGCACAGGAUGAUGUUGUGAUUGUGCUUAUUGGAAAUAAAGCAGACUGCAGUAACAGCGAAAGGCAGGUAAAACGGGAAGAUGGAGAGCGUUUAGCGCGGGAACACAAUGUGCCGUUCAUGGAAACAUCAGCAAAAACGGGAUUGAAUGUCGAACUUGCUUUCUCUGCUGUCGCUAGGCAACUAAAAUGUCGUGGCACCGUAAAUGGCGAUGAUGGAAAAUUCAAUGUGCAUGAUUUCGUGCGUGACAAUACACGUGCACGCACAAUGUGCGCGCAAUGCAAGUCCAUGUAGUGUUGUGCGGUUUACUCUGUUAUUUGCCAAAAAGAAAUAUGAAAUAAAAAUAAGAAAUGAUGAAAUGUGUAAACAGAAA
Messenger RNA from Anastrepha obliqua, 2624 nucleotides. RefSeq names its product ras-related protein Rab-26 (gene Rab26). Gene Ontology annotation, cellular component: endosome; Golgi apparatus. NCBI's taxonomy places the organism in Eukaryota, Metazoa, Arthropoda, Insecta, Diptera, Tephritidae. Gene Ontology annotation, molecular function: GTP binding; GTPase activity. The record is from RefSeq and is a predicted model, not a curated record. The transcript has 7 exons. Bases 1481 to 2545 code for a protein of 354 amino acids.